AUGUCACCUCUUGCCCUGGGCGAAUCCAUUCCCCAGGACACAGCUCAUGCUGUCAGCGUGUCACUGCCCACAUGGAAAUCCAAUAUUGGUUACGAAGAAGGCGAAAAGUGGGUUGUCGAGAAGAUGGCGACUGGCUAUCCCAGGUUCUUCAUCCAUAAAAGUAUUCAGGCACUUGCCUCAGAUAUUGUAUCAGACUAUGGCUUAAGUGACCAGCAGGCAAUGCUGUUUCCGACUCCAGCAGCCGCACAACGCUGCAUUAACUUUGUCACCAACGCAGAGCCCAGCUAUCUACAGAAAAUCAAUCUUGUCGAGCUGGCUCUGGAUAUGUCCAAAACUCUAUCACCGUUGCUGAAGAAGCUUGCUCCAACAGUAUCUGCUAUCCUGUUGCCCAAGGCAGCUUUUCCCAUAGCAAAACAGUAUUGGCAACACACAGGAGAUGGUGUUUCAAGCCGCCGCGCCGAGUUUUGUCACAGCUUGCUGAGAGAUGGUCUGCUUAUUCCAACCAACUCAACUCAAAUAUCAAGCGAAGCAUCACCAUGGGCGAUCCGAGGACCCAAAAGAUACCAACGAACAGGGAAUAAUGGUAAUUCAAAGGAUACGGGAAGCUACAACUACGAGGAGUCUUUGGAAAGCUCUCGUUUCCUGGAAGAAAGAUUUGGGAGGAACUUAGACCUUGCAUUUGUGGAACGUGCUAAAUCUGCUAUCCGAAGACGAAUUGCCGGGUGUCUAGUACAAGACAUGGAUUCCUUACCUGUCAUGGCUUCGAAUUCACGGGGUUUGCAGAAUUUACACGAGGACGAUGUGUAUCUAUUUCCAGCGGGAAUGAAUGCCAUCUACAAUGCUCACCGGGCUCUUCUCUAUGCCAGGGGUCAAAUGAAAAGCGUCAAUUUUGGAUUUCCCUACGUUGACACGCUGAAAAUUUUGCAGAAGUUUGGUCCGGGGUGUGAGUUCUUCGGCCAUGCCUCAUCUGCCGACCUGGACAAAUUUGAGGAGCUCCUGAGAACUGGUCAUCGUUUCCUGGCGCUAUUUUGCGAAUUCCCAGGAAAUCCUCUCUUGAUAUGUCCAGAUCUACAACGGAUUCGUCGCCUAGCAGAUGAGUUCGAUUUUGCAAUCGUUGUAGAUGAAACCAUUGGGACUUUCGCCAAUAUCAACGUUCUGCCAGCUGCCGACAUUGUCGUAAGCAGCCUGACGAAGAUAUUCUCCGGCGAUUCUAACGUGAUGGGAGGGAGUGCCAUAUUGAACCCUAACAGUCGGUUCUACGGGCAAAUUAAAAAGGCUAUGAACUACAUAUACGAAGACACAUAUUGGCCAGAGGAUGCAAUUUUCAUGGAGAGGAACAGUCGAGAUUUUUUCAACAGAGUGGACCGUAUAAACACAAAUGCGGAAGCUAUUUGUGCUACUCUGCAACAACAUGCAAGCGUCAAGGACAUUUUCUACCCCAAGUGCAACCCGUCUAGGCAUUACUACGACGAGUACAGGCUGCCAAACAGAGGAUACGGAGGCCUACUGUCCAUUGUCUUCCAUUCUAGGCAACAUGCAGAGGCCUUCUAUGACUCCGUGGAAAUUGCCAAGGGGCCUAGCCUUGGAACCAAUUUUACGCUGGGUAGCCCGUACGUACUACUUGCACACUAUCAAGAGCUGCCCUGGGCUGCGCAGUUUGGGGUUGCAGAGGAUUUGGUUCGUAUCAGUGUAGGACUAGAAGACACUGAAAUGCUUCAAAAUAUUUUCAACAGAGCAUUGAAUGCGACGGAAACAAUGCCGAAGACAGAUUCAGAUUUCAACACUUAG
Messenger RNA from Metarhizium brunneum ARSEF 3297, 1788 nucleotides. Its product is annotated as Cystathionine gamma-synthase. The record is from RefSeq and is a predicted model, not a curated record. Gene Ontology annotation, molecular function: cystathionine gamma-synthase activity; pyridoxal phosphate binding. Lineage: Eukaryota; Fungi; Ascomycota; Sordariomycetes; Hypocreales; Clavicipitaceae. Gene Ontology annotation, biological process: transsulfuration.